GCCACGUACUUGACGUCACUCCCUGCAUCAUUUUGGCUUGAAUAGUUGUACGUCUCAAUAUAUAUACUCCGUAUAUGAUCAAAAAUUGGAUAAGAAGCCAUAGCAAUAAACCUUUCAGAGUUCAAACAACAGAGACGACUAAAGCAUUUUCCAGAAAAGAAGAAAUGGCAAUGACGGUAUGCGUAACUGGAGGGUCGGGCUUCAUCGCCUCCUGGCUCAUCAAAAACCUUCUCCGCCUCCAGUACAAUGUUAAUGCCACUGUUCGUUAUCCUAAUGAUCCAAAGAAGGUGGGUCACUUGUUGUCACUGGAAGGGGCAAAGGAGAGGCUUAACUUGUUCAAAGCAGAUUUAUUGGAAGAAGGGUCUUUUGAUGCUGCAAUUGAUGGCUGUGAUGGUGUCUUCCACUGUGCUUCUCCCUUCUUCCUUCAUCACACCCCUGAUCCUCAAGCGGAUUUGAUUGAUCCAGCUGUGAAGGGAACACUGAAUGUGCUAGGAUCGGUUACCAGAAAACCGUCUGUUAAAAGAGUUAUAUUGACGUCCUCUGAAGCUGCAAUCGCUUUCAACCGGAAUCCGCGAACUGCUGACACAGUCAUUGAUGAGACCUGGUGGUCAGACCCAGAUUAUUGCAGAGAAAACAAGAUGUGGUAUGUGCUCUCAAAGACAUUGGCCGAGAAGGCAGCAUGGGAGUUUGUCAAAGAGAGAGGCAUUGACUUGGUUUCAAUUAACCCGCCGUGUGUGAUUGGUCCCAUGCUUCAACCAUCACUCAACACUAGCUCUGCUAAUGUUUUGAGCUUAAUAGACGGUGCUGAAACAUAUCCAAACGUGGCAUAUGGGUGGGUACAUGUCAAAGAUGUUGUGGAUGCUCAUAUAUUAGCAUUUGAGAAACCCAAGGCUAAUGGAAGGUACUAUGUUGCGGAGAGAUGCGCUAACCCCCUCGAUCUUAUUGCAAUACUCAGUGAACUUUACCCUAAUCUCAAAUUUCCUCAAAGGUGUGCAGAUGGAAAUCCGCCUGUGCCAGCAUACAAAGUGAAUAACAAAAGAGCAAAGGAACUUGGGGUUGUGCUCACUCCUCUCAAACAGGCCCUUAAGGAGAGUGUUGAAAGCUUGAAGGAGAAGGGCUUCUUGAAACACUAAAGAACGAAAGGCACCAGAAAGAAACUUAGUGUUCGAUACCUUUGUGGGCAAUUGUUAUACGUGACAGCAAAGCUUGAUUAGCCGGCAAGCGGGAUGCCUAGUAUUUGUACAACAUAUAAGAUAAUUGUGUAACAAAUAAGGGGCAAUGACAUUAUGAGAUAUACAUGGAGUAAUGAUUUUUGCAAAAACUGGUAGUUGUGGUUGUGGUAUGAAAGCAUGUCUUGGCCAAUUGUGAGUGAAAUUGUGAUAUAACCAACCUUUGUUUUACCAACUGAAUUUUAGAAAAGCAACGGCAAUGUGCCUCACUAUGGCUUAAUCUAUUGCUAACAUUGAAU
Molecule: messenger RNA, 1468 nt
Organism: Cuscuta epithymum
Lineage: Eukaryota; Viridiplantae; Streptophyta; Magnoliopsida; Solanales; Convolvulaceae
Source: the annotation of a GenBank genome assembly